AAGCAGGAGGCAAACACAUUAACUGGCACAGCUGCAGCACUGCAAUGGAGAAUCCACAAAGAUGGACAGAUGACGAGCCGAAAAUAUCAUUUCUACCAAAGAUGUCUCAAGUUUUCUUCACUGGUGGAUAUUCUCAGUCUCGCUAUAAAAUAUUUGGACGAGGUGGAGAUGGAUCUAAUCGACUGGUUUUACUCUGUCUGGGCCUGCUGAACGUUUUUCUUCUGAUAGUUGCUGUUGUUAUUGGGAUUAACUGUGCCAAAGUCAAAGAGGGUUCCCUCCAUGUUUCUCACUCAAAUGUAACACCGCUCAUCAAUGAGCUGGACUACCUCCGUAAAAAUCACAGUGAUGUGAUCAAAGCUGUAGAAGAGGCCAAGAACGAGUUAGACCGAGCUCUCAAAAACCACACGCAACUAAAGGAGAAAAUUGAGCAGCAGAAGACUAUCAAUGACAAUUAUCAGAAACAGAUUGAGGAGUUGCAAACAGAGAAGACAAAUCUGAAGUCCAAUGUAUCAGCUUUGGAGGCAAACUGUGGCAGAUGUCCCCCCAGAUGGAUUCUUCUCAACUCAUCCUGCUAUUUCUUUUCUUACACUGAAUCCCGUACUGCCAGAAAGAACUGGCAAGAUAGCAGAGCAAACUGUAUUACACGUGGAGCUGACCUGGUUGUGAUCGAUAACAAGGAAGAACAGAAAUUUGUGAGUGACACCAUUGAAAAUAUGAAAGUAAGUUCUAUCGAAUGGGAGAAUGGAUUCUGGGUUGGUCUCAGGGACACACAGAGAGAGGGGACAUGGGUCUGGAUUAAUAACGUCACAGAGGUGGAACAAAGGUACUGGGAUGAUGGAGAACCAAAUAAUGCUGGACACCAUGGAGAAGACUGUGUUGUUGUGUAUUAUAAACCCAAAAAUCCCUGGAAGACCCGCAACGAUGUCAACUGCCAAACGGCUGCGAGACAAUGGAUAUGUGAAAUGACAUCAAGCUAAAAUCAGGAUACUGCUCAAGCAGAAAACACAAGCAUAUGUUUGUAACAAAAAAUGAAUAAAAUACAUUU
Messenger RNA from Larimichthys crocea (large yellow croaker), 1045 nucleotides. Its product is annotated as CD209 antigen-like protein E. Lineage: Eukaryota; Metazoa; Chordata; Actinopteri; Sciaenidae. The transcript is spliced from 6 exons. The record is from RefSeq and is a predicted model, not a curated record. The coding region runs from base 45 to 977 and encodes 310 amino acids.